This is a messenger RNA of Dendrobium catenatum, 728 nucleotides long. Its product is annotated as auxin-induced protein 15A-like. The record is from RefSeq and is a predicted model, not a curated record. Gene Ontology annotation, biological process: response to auxin. The transcript has a single exon. Bases 126 to 572 code for a protein of 148 amino acids. Lineage: Eukaryota; Viridiplantae; Streptophyta; Magnoliopsida; Asparagales; Orchidaceae.
CAUCUAAACUCUCUCACCCUCUACAUCUCUGAUGAGGAGAAUCCACCUCAAUCGAUUAAUUGAUAUCCGCUCUUUUCAAAUAUCUCUUCUAGUUUCUGUUUCCUUCUGAAUUCAACAACACAAUAAUGGAGAGGAUAUGGCAGAUCGUAAACCUGAAGUGCAUGAUGCGGCGGUGGCGCGCUCUAAUUCUCCGGAGUUCGGACGCCUACAAGCACCCAACUCGGCAGGGUUACGCUGCCGUAUAUGUCGGGUCUGACCGGCGACGAUUCGAGAUUCCGGCUAGAUACCUCAAUCUUCCGGUUAUAGCUGGACUUCUUGAAAAAGCGGAAGAGGAGUUCGGCGGAGCACAGCCCUCCGGCGGCCUCUCGUUGCCAUGCGAGCCGCUGUUCUUCUUGUGGGUUCUCCAGCUUCUCAGCCGAGACGAGUCUCGAUUUCGCAGCCUUGAACUUGAAGCUUUCUCCUGCCUCUAUGUUCAUCUCUCAUCUGCCGGAGACUACUCCAUUUCCAUGGCCGCAAUGAGGUGCUCGCAAAGCUUCCGUGUUCUGCAAACUGCUAGAUUUGAUGCACCGUGAAAUGAUUUUAUAUCCAAAUUUUAAAUUUUAUAUUUAUUUAUAUAAUUUAUAAAUAAGUAUAAAAAUUUAAAUAUUUGAUAUAAUAAUCGAUAAAAAUAUGUAUGAAAAUCCCCGCUUUUUAUUAAUGUAAAUAAAUAAAAUUUCCUCUGUGAUAUA